This is a messenger RNA of Otolemur garnettii (small-eared galago), 1597 nucleotides long. RefSeq names its product carbohydrate sulfotransferase 3 (gene CHST3). The coding region runs from base 151 to 1566 and encodes 471 amino acids. Gene Ontology annotation, cellular component: Golgi membrane. Gene Ontology annotation, biological process: carbohydrate metabolic process; N-acetylglucosamine metabolic process. The record is from RefSeq and is a predicted model, not a curated record. The transcript is spliced from 3 exons. Gene Ontology annotation, molecular function: N-acetylglucosamine 6-O-sulfotransferase activity; chondroitin 6-sulfotransferase activity. Lineage: Eukaryota; Metazoa; Chordata; Mammalia; Primates; Galagidae.
CGGAGGGGCAGAUCCGCCUGCGCCGGAGGAGGCUCGGCGGCCGGGGACAGGGGUGUCCCCCACCUGAAGACAAAAGAGACAGCCUGGGUCCCAAGUGAUGUUCCUGAGCUGAGUGACCGCGACCAGCCUGAGGAGUCCCCACCUUUCCCCAUGGAGAAGGGAUUCUCUUUGCCCCAGGACUGCCGGGACUUUAUGCACAGCCUGAGGAUGCGGGGCAAAUAUGCCCUUUUCUUGGCUUUUGUGGUGAUAGUUUUUGUCUUCAUUGAAAAGGAAAAUAAAAUCAUAUCAAGAGUCUCGGACAAGCUGAAGCAGAUCCCCCAAACCCUGGCAGAUGCCAACAGCACAGAUCCAGCCCUGGUCUUGGCUGAGAACGCGUCCCUCCUGUCCCUGACCGAGCUGGAUUCAGCCUUUUCCCAGCUGCAGAGCCGCCUUCGCAAUGUCAGCCUGCAGCUGGGCGUGGAGCCAGCAGCUGAGGCCGCGCGGGAGGAGAAGGAGGCGGAGGCGCCCCAGCCCGGCCGGCCCCGGCGCCACGUGCUCCUCAUGGCCACCACCCGCACCGGCUCCUCGUUCGUGGGCGAGUUCUUCAACCAGCAGGGCAACAUCUUCUACCUCUUCGAGCCGCUGUGGCACAUCGAGCGCACGGUGGCCUUCGAGUCGGGAGGCGCCAGCGCCGCGGCCUCAGCCCUGGUGUACCGCGACGUGCUGAAGCAGCUCUUCCUGUGCGACCUGUACGUCCUGGAGCACUUCAUCACGCCCCUGCCCGAGGAUCACCUGACCCACUUCAUGUUCCGCAGGGGCUCCAGCCGCUCGCUCUGCGAGGACCCCGUCUGCACGCCCUUCGUCAAGAAGGUCUUUGAGAAGUACCACUGCAAGAACCGCCGCUGCGGGCCCCUCAACGUGACGCUGGCCGCCGAGGCCUGCCGCCGCAAGGAGCACAUGGCCCUCAAGGCCGUGCGCAUCCGCCAGCUGGAGUUCCUGCAGCCGCUGGCCGAGGACCCCCGGCUGGACCUGCGGGUCAUCCAGCUGGUGCGCGACCCCCGGGCCGUGCUGGCCUCCCGCAUGGUGGCCUUCGCAGGCAAGUACGAGACCUGGAAGAAGUGGCUCGCAGAGGGGGAAGACCGGCUGCGAGAGGAGGAGGUGCAGCGGCUGCGGGGCAACUGCGAGAGCAUCCGCCUGUCGGCCGAGCUGGGCCUGCAGCAGCCGCCCUGGCUGCGGGGCCGCUACAUGCUGGUGCGCUACGAGGACGUGGCGCGCAGGCCCCUGCAGAAGGCCCGCGAGAUGUACCGCUUCGCAGGCAUCCCCCUGACCCCGCAGGUGGAGGACUGGAUCCAGAAGAACACACAGGCAGUCCGCGACAGCAGCGGCAUCUAUUCCACCCAGAAGAACUCCUCAGAGCAGUUCGAGAAGUGGCGCUUCAGCAUGCCCUUCAAGCUGGCCCAGGUGGUGCAGGCCGCCUGUGGCCCUGCCAUGCACCUCUUCGGCUACAAAUUGGCACGGGAUGCCGCCUCCCUCACCAACCGCUCCGUCAGCCUGCUGGAGGAACGGGGCACCUUCUGGGUCACGUAGGGGACCCGGAGCCCUGUGUACCCCUCCUGGU